UUUAUUGUUUGAUCCGCAUGGAUACGAUGCAUUUUUUGUGCAUGCUUUGGAUAAUUCCAUGCUUUUGUAAGUCAAUAUCUUCGGGCUUAGGCUUAGGCUUAGGCUUAGGCUUAGGAUUAGGCUUAGGCUUAGGCUUAGGCUCAGGCUUAGGGCUUAGGCUCAGGAAAUACCUCUUUGAAAUUUCCUGUUUUCAGACCAGCUCUUGUAAUGAGCCUAACUCUGCUCAGUUGCUCCCCAGCUUGGAAAGAGCGAUUUAUAAGCGGGCUCCCAAUUAUCAGGAGGCUCAAAAGCUCAUCUGUGGCUCACCAAAACUCAUAUUCUACAGCAUCAAGUGCUGGAAAAGAGACAGAAGCGUAUUUCGAGCAGCUGAGAAGUUCGUGGGCUUGAUCGGGAAAUUUUUUAGAACUUUGUUGAACAUUUGAAAAUAAAUAUUUUCAGUUACAAAAUCUCUUAACGUCUCGUACAGAAAAAAAACAUUUCGGAAACAGAUUCAGCUGCUAUAUUGAUAUUUUGUUUAAAAAAAAACAUCAACCAGUUAUUAAAUUUUUUGACAUUUUUGCUGAAACUCUUGGAAAAUAUUCAGUUACACACAAUUUCCUAUGAACACCUCAAUUCGUAUCAAUUGUAGCAAAAGCUAUGAUGAUUUUGUGGAAGCUUCGAAAUUUGUUGGAUUCUGCUUAUAUCUGAUUCCUGGAGCAAUUUUGCACGUGCUCAUUUUGAGAAUUUUGCUGAUUAAGCAGAGGAAAGUGUUCAGGAACAACUCGUUUUUUAGAAUUUUUGCAACGGAUUCUGUUGUGAGCCUCGUUCUCAUAUUCUGGGGCAUCUUCUUCAACCGUCUCUUCAUGUUCAUCCCACCACUCUGCCCACUUGUCAGUCCACUCUUUUUCGAACCUUCUCUAUUUCUAAAAAUGUACUACUGGAUGUACAAUCACGCAAGAAUGUCCAAAUCAGUUGCUCAAAUUUUGAUGGUUCUGAACAGAAUGUGCUGUGUGAUAUCUCCAAUUGGUUAUGAAAAGAUUUGGAACAAAUUGGCCGUGACAACUGUUUUCGUAGUAUUGGCGCUACCAUUUUUCGGAUCGUGGAAUCUUUUGCUCUCCAGAAUGUACAUAUUUCCGUCUUACGGAGGAUUUAAUGCUUCUUAUGUCAAAUAUGUGCAAUGGGCCUCCUUAUCAAUGUUCCAAUCAAUUUUCCUGCUCAUCGCUCUUUGCUUCACCAUUAUUUGCUCCUCGGUCUCCCUCUAUAAGCUCAUAAUUUUGCCGGAUCGCAUAAAGUCCGCCGAGAAAUCUCUAUGCUUUGUUUCACUUUUUUAUUCGAUUGCAUUUUUAGUGGUUGCAGUGUCACAGCUAAUUUUUGUUUUCUGCGAGGUUUGUCUGAAAAAUCGGCUUUAUCUGCUUUUCCAGUUUUUUGCAUUUGAUUUUUUGACCGUUGGAUCAGCUGUAAUUAUCAUGCUCUCAAGCCCCCAGUUGUCAAACUUUUUGGGAUUCUCUGGAACCUUCUACAGGCGGAAAGCUUCACCUCCUGGAAGCACAGUGGUUAAGAUCUUCACCUCCGUGCACAAUAAUUCUUCAAUUAUAUAA
Caenorhabditis elegans is the source of this 1577-nucleotide messenger RNA. It is a transcript of the gene srg-16, whose product is annotated as Serpentine receptor class gamma-16. Gene Ontology annotation, biological process: sensory perception of chemical stimulus. The transcript is spliced from 6 exons. Bases 600 to 1577 code for a protein of 325 amino acids. The record is from RefSeq and is marked reviewed. Gene Ontology annotation, cellular component: membrane. Gene Ontology annotation, molecular function: transmembrane signaling receptor activity. NCBI's taxonomy places the organism in Eukaryota, Metazoa, Nematoda, Chromadorea, Rhabditida, Rhabditidae.